Molecule: messenger RNA, 2588 nt
Organism: Daldinia caldariorum
Lineage: Eukaryota; Fungi; Ascomycota; Sordariomycetes; Xylariales; Hypoxylaceae
Product: WD40 repeat-like protein
Exons: 2
Coding region: 262-2346 (694 amino acids)
Biological process (GO): transport along microtubule
Cellular component (GO): cytoplasmic dynein complex
Molecular function (GO): dynein heavy chain binding; dynein light chain binding
Source: RefSeq, a predicted model, not a curated record
UUAGACGUACAUAGUACUUCGUAGUGCCCGUUAGAAUUUCAGUAACCGUCGCGAUCUCCUUAACUUUAAACACUCUUAGUAAAUCUCCAAAUCUCUAAAUACUUGCCUGUACCUAAAUUGCGCCAAACCGUUGCGCACGUCUAGAAGAAUAUCAACAAUACUUAUAACACAAUACCUAGGUGCACCACAUCCGAAUAAACCAACAACAACAACAAUAACAAUAACAAAUUCCACCCGGCAUGGGCCUCGGUGGAGUACAAGAUGCAACAACGUCGAGAUGAGAUUCUAGCAAAGAAGGCGAAGCUCGCCGAACUCAAGAGACAGAGAGAAUUAAGAGCUAGUCAGGCAGCCUCUGUUUCUAGACCUAGUAUAGGCGGCGGAUCUAGCGAUCUCAUCUCCCCCACACCGGGUCGCGACAAUCGCAAGGUCAUCGAGUCCUUGAUUAAUAGUCUGGUGGGCGAAAGUCGACCUGCGUCUUCCACCACAGGCGUAGCAUCCCCUGGCCUCCGAGGAAGUCGACCCAACAGCGUUCUCAGUGCUGACGAACUGAGCGGUGAGCAUUCGGAAUAUGCUUCCCAAGUAAACGGCCAGCCUGCCUCGACCCAACCGCAGGUCUUAACAACCGUACCCCUUCAAACCGUAUUCGAAUGUCCACCGUCCCCCGUCAAGGAGAUAUUUUCCUACAGCAAAGGCGUGCAAACAACGGAUGACUGGGCUCCCCCGGCCACUAGACCUAGAGCCUUUUCGGAUGCCGAAGAUGAGGAUCUUCCUGCCACCUCCACUCCCAACAAGCGGUUGAGCAGAUGGAAACGCGACAGGGAAGAAGAGCUACGUCAAAAUUUACGGUUGGAGAUCGAAGAGGAAUUAAAGGCAGCUCGGGAGUUGAUUACCGAUGGCCCCCUGCAGACCAACUCUACCGUUACAUCGAAUUUCCCGGCUAGGGCGUUAAGUAGCGAGGAGCUAGAAGCUGUCGUGGCAUCUGACGACUUCGUUGAUUUCGUCGAACGUUCAACCAAGGUUAUCGAGCGAGCGCUUGACAUCAGCAAUGAGUACGAUAUCUUAACAGACUAUUCGCUCCAGGCCCACGAUAUCGAGGACGAGGAUGAACAGGCAGGCAAUACAGGCGGGAAGGGUCGCCGGCGAGUUAAGGAAGUUGUUCAAUUUUACGAUGAUCGGUGGUCCAAAAAGCGUAUGAUCAGCAGCAUUGAUUUCUCGCCAAAGUUUCCUGAGCUUCUGCUGGCAUCUUACACGAAAAAUCCCUCCGCUCCCCAUGAUCCUGAUGGCGUUGUGCAAGUAUGGAAUCAACAUCUCCACGACCGACCUGAAUUCCUCUUCCACGCUCAGUCCGAUAUUCUUACCGCAAAAUUCUCCCCCUUUCACCCCAAUUUAAUCAUAGGUGGCACAUAUUCCGGGCAAGUCCUCCUAUGGGAUACCCGGGCCAAAUCCGCCCCUGUACAAAAAACACCGUUAACAGGGUCCGGUCAUACGCAUCCAGUAUACUCAGUCGAUAUUGUUGGUACCCAGAAUGCGAAUAACAUCAUUUCGGUUUCUACCGACGGCGCUUUCUGCGUAUGGAGCGUCGAUAUGCUUUCCCAGCCUCAAGAAUCGCUUACUCUCACAACGCCACCUCCCAACAAGUUCGAAGACCUCGCGCCGACCACGAUGGCCUUCCCUCAAGCAGACCCAACCUACUUCCUCGUUGGUUCUGAAGAGGGCCCGAUUUACCCAUGUCACAGGUAUGAUCGCGCCGGCGCCAAGGCAGGCGUCGACUCUCGCGUUUCCUACAAGGGGCACGCGGCCCCCGUUAUGAGUGUUGAUUUCCACCCGGCACGCGGCCCCGUAGAUCUAGGCGACCUAGUUCUUUCUUCAUCCCUCGACUGGUCCGUCAAAUUGUGGAAAGUCCGCGCCCCAGCUGCAACUAGCACUAUCGUCGAGAGCGCCGGCACUGCCGUACCCCCGCUCCUCGAUUUCGUCCGCGAGGACGUUGUUUAUGACGCCGCGUGGUCGCCUGUUCGCCCCGGCGUCUUUGCCCUUGUCGAUGGAGCUGGCUCCCUCGAACUCUGGGAUAUCACCGUUGAGAUCGAAAUCCCCGUUGCCAAGAUCAGUCCUACACCCCGCAAGGACGGUCGCCAGCUCUUGAGUAAGAGUCUAAAUAAGGUCGCCUGGGAGACCAGCGAGGGCAAGAAACUGGCUACGGGUGGUAUUGAUGCCGUAGUCAGCGUAUUCGAGGUCGGCCCCGAUUUAGGUGGAAAGGAGGCAGUUCGGAGCGAGGAGUGGACCAAUGUCAAGAAGCUUGUUGCGAGGCUUGAGGCUGGGGUUAGUGGAGGGGUUAGUGGCUUUGCAUAAGCGAGCGAUCAUAAUCGGAGGGUUUUUUGUUUCUAGUGCUACUCUUAUUUGAUUGUUGGGAGAGGAGAGCUCUUUCGGCCGUGGCCCUCGUGUUAGGAGGCAAAACGUGGGCUGGCUACCGUGCACAGGGCUAUUAUACCCAGCCCGAAAAAUGGCGUUUGUCAAACGAUGAGAUGACAUGGCGAGUUUGGUGUCGUGCCAGGUAGCCAAUAACCUUGCCUGGCUAUAACUAGGAUUUUUAG